AUGGAUUCAUAUCUUUGUGAGAGCAAAUAUCACAACUGUGGUAGGAAGAGAAUUCAAGUAACAUAUGAAUCUAUAGCGUCAAUAUGCAUGGGGGACAGAACAAGCAUUAGGGAUCUUGCAAAGAUGCUGAAUUUGAGUCCAACAACAGUUUGGAGAAUGGUGAAAAGAAAACAGAUCAAAGCACAUUCAAGUCCCAUGCAUCCAGGCAUUUCAGAAGAAUGCAAGAUGGAAAGGAUGAGGUGGGUACUUGGUCUCAUAAUGGACUGCUCAAUACCAAAUGAUCCCACAUAUUACAGCAUGUAUGAUUUCAUUCACAUCGAUGAGAAAUGGUUCUAUCUAACGCAAAAAAGUCAAAGAGUCUAUUUAGCAAUCAAUGAACAAUUUUCACACAGAAAGGCAAAAUCAAGAACAAAAAUUCCAAAGUUCAUGUUCAUGGCAGCAGUAGCAAGGCCAAGGUGGGGAGAAGAUGGGCAGUGUGAGUGGGAUGGAAAACUAGGUAUAUUUCCAUUCACAUAUGCAGUGGCAGCAAAGAGAACAUCCAAAAACAGAGUGAAGGGGACAAUUGAGACAAAACCAAUCAAGUCAGUUAGUCAAAUUGCAACUAGGGCCAUGCUAAUCAACUACUUAAUCCCAGCAAUUAAAGAGAAAUGGCCACCACAUGAGGGGGAAAAGGUGAUAUACAUAAUUCAAGACAAUGCGAAGACACACAUUUUGCAAAAUGAUCAAGAAUGA
Spinacia oleracea (spinach) is the source of this 732-nucleotide messenger RNA. RefSeq lists its product as uncharacterized. Gene Ontology annotation, molecular function: nucleic acid binding. The coding region runs from base 1 to 732 and encodes 243 amino acids. The record is from RefSeq and is a predicted model, not a curated record. Lineage: Eukaryota; Viridiplantae; Streptophyta; Magnoliopsida; Caryophyllales; Amaranthaceae. The transcript has a single exon.